Fonsecaea multimorphosa CBS 102226 is the source of this 1554-nucleotide messenger RNA. RefSeq lists its product as uncharacterized. Gene Ontology annotation, cellular component: mitochondrion. The record is from RefSeq and is a predicted model, not a curated record. Gene Ontology annotation, molecular function: glycerol kinase activity. NCBI's taxonomy places the organism in Eukaryota, Fungi, Ascomycota, Eurotiomycetes, Chaetothyriales, Herpotrichiellaceae. The coding region runs from base 1 to 1554 and encodes 517 amino acids. The transcript has 5 exons. Gene Ontology annotation, biological process: glycerol-3-phosphate biosynthetic process; glycerol metabolic process; triglyceride metabolic process.
AUGGGCGACACCACCACGAGCAACAAGUCGCAUGAGACCUUCAUAGGCUCCAUCGACCAGGGAACCACCAGCACCCGGUUUCUGAUCUUCAAUCGGCACGGCGAGGUGAUUGCAUCGCAUCAGAUCGAAUUCAAGCAAAUCUAUCCGCAUCCCGGAUGGCAUGAGCACGAUCCACUCGAAAUCAUUUCGUCGGUGGAGCAGUGCAUCGACGGCGCCGUCAAGGACCUCGAGACCCAGGGCCACGCAAGUGCCAACAUCAAAGCCGUGGGCAUCACGAACCAGCGUGAGACAACGGUGGUCUGGAACCACGAGACAGGCGAGCCAUUGUACAACGCAAUCGUAUGGACCGACACUCGUACACAGGCCCUGAUCCGUAAGCUCAAGCACCGACUGGGAUCGGAUCAGCUGCAGCAACUUUGCGGUCUCCCACUGUCGACAUACCCCUCCGUGGGCAAGUUACUAUGGCUUUUGGACAACGAGCCCAAGGUGAAAGAGGCCUACGAGAAGGGCAACCUCGCCUUCGGCACCAUCGACGCGUGGCUGGUCUACAAGCUCAACGGCGGGCCCAAGAAGAACGUGUUUGUAUCCGACCCGACCAACGCCUCGCGGACCAUGUUCAUGAACCUCACGACGCUGGACUACGACGAGUCGCUCAUUGACUUCUUUCGCCUGGAUCAGACAAAGAUCCAUCUCCCCAAGAUCACCCGGUCGUCGGAUCCCGAGGCGUACGGGCGUCUAGAGGUGAGUGUGCUCAAGGGCGUCCCCAUCACUGGCUGCCUGGGCGAUCAAUCCGCCGCCCUGGUCGGCCAAAAGGGGUUCACUCCCGGGUUGGCUAAAAAUACCUAUGGCACGGGUUGUUUCCUGCUGUACAACGUCGGUGAAAAGCCCGUCUUCUCCACCCACGGCCUCCUCGGCACGGUGGCCUACGAUUUCGGCCCGGGAAAACGCAUGUAUGCCCUCGAGGGCAGCAUCGCCGUCGCCGGGUCCAGCGUCAAAUUUCUCGUCGAUAAUUUCGGCUUUGUCGAGUCCUCGAGCAAGAUCAGUCAGUUGGCCGCCACGGUCGAGGACAAUGGUGGCUGCGUCUUCGUCACCGCCUUCAGCGGCUUGUUUGCUCCGUACUGGAUCGACGAUGCGAGGGGAACAAUCUACGGCAUAACCGCCUACACGCAACGCGGACACAUCGCGCGCGCCACCCUCGAGGCAACAUGCUUCCAGACGAAAGCAAUCCUCGACGCCAUGGAGAAGGACUCGGGCGCUAAACUGGCCGAGCUCGCCGUCGACGGCGGCAUGAGCAACUCUGAUCUCACCAUGCAGACACAAGCGGACCUGAUCCAGAUCCCCGUGCGACGGCCACAGAUGCGCGAAACGACAGCCCUGGGCGCCGCCAUUGCCGCCGGGCUAGCCGUCGGGGUGUGGGACAGCAUCGACGAGUUGAAGGACAUCAAUGUCGAGGGGAGCACCGUCUUCAAACCGCAGCUGCAUGAAGCAAAGAGCAAAGAAAUGUUCGAGCGAUGGGAGAAGGCGGUCCAGAUGUCCAAAGGUUGGUCGUCAUGA